Molecule: messenger RNA, 930 nt
Organism: Hyaena hyaena (striped hyena)
Lineage: Eukaryota; Metazoa; Chordata; Mammalia; Carnivora; Hyaenidae
Product: olfactory receptor 6M1
Exons: 1
Coding region: 1-930 (309 amino acids)
Biological process (GO): G protein-coupled receptor signaling pathway
Cellular component (GO): membrane
Molecular function (GO): G protein-coupled receptor activity; olfactory receptor activity
Source: RefSeq, a predicted model, not a curated record
AUGGGAAAUUGGAGCUCAGUGACUGAAUUCACCCUGACCGCCUUUCCCACUCUCCUGGGGCUCCGAAUACUACUCUUUGUGGUUCUUCUGCUGACUUACACGUUAACAGCAACAGGAAAUAUUAUCAUCAUCUUCCUAAUAUGGACUAAUCAUCACCUGCAAACCCCAAUGUACAUUUUCCUCAGUAAUUUGUCUUUUCUGGAUAUUUUAUACACCACUGUUGUUACACCAAAGUUGCUAGCCUGCCUUCUAAGACAGAAGAAAACCAUAUCCUUUGCUGGUUGUAUCACGCAAACCUAUUUCUACUUCUUUCUGGGGACAGUGGAGUUUAUCCUCCUAGCAGUGAUGUCCUUUGACCGCUACGUGGCCAUCUGUAACCCCCUGCGCUAUACCAUCAUCAUGAACAGCAGGACCUGCCUCUUUCUGGUUCUGAGCUGCUGGGUAGGAGCCUUCCUGUCCGUGUUGGUACCAACCAUUGUAGUGACAAGGGUACCUUACUGUGGAAAAGAAAUUAAUCAUUUUUUCUGUGACAUUGCCCCUCUUCUGCAGGUGGCCUGUAUAGAUACUCACCUCAUUGAGCAGAUAAACUUUCUCCUAUCUGCCCUUGUCAUCCUGAGCUCCCUGGUAUUCACUACUAUGUCCUAUACCUACAUCAUCUCUACCAUCCUGCGUAUCCCCUCAGCCCAAGGCCGUCAAAAAGCUUUUUCUACCUGUGCUUCUCAUAUUACGGUGGUUUCCAUUGCUUAUGGCAGCAAUAUCUUUGUGUAUGUGAGACCCAAUCAGAACAAUUCCCUGAAUUUUGACAAGGUAGCUGCUGUCCUCAUUACAGUGAUAACCCCUCUCCUGAAUCCUUUUAUUUAUAGCUUGAGAAAUGAAAAGGUGAAAGAAGUUUUGAGAGAGACGAUAAACAGAAUCAUGUCCUCGAUAUGA